Messenger RNA from Pollicipes pollicipes, 1853 nucleotides. Its product is annotated as C-factor. Lineage: Eukaryota; Metazoa; Arthropoda; Thecostraca; Pollicipedomorpha; Pollicipedidae. The coding region runs from base 135 to 881 and encodes 248 amino acids. The record is from RefSeq and is a predicted model, not a curated record. Gene Ontology annotation, molecular function: oxidoreductase activity, acting on the CH-OH group of donors, NAD or NADP as acceptor. The transcript is spliced from 6 exons.
GUGAAAGGAGGCUGGUGUGGACAUUGUUAUCACAAUUACGAGCGGGCAGUUAGCGGAACUGUUCUGUGCCUCCCCCUCCUUUCUUGCGUGUUAGGAGGAUUCAGUGUUGAGCCAUUGUUCUAGCGCAAUCUUUUAUGAUACCAGAAAUGCAGUCAAGCAGGGUGGCUGUUGUGACUGGAUGCUCCCGAGGUGUGGGACUGGCUUUGGUGACAGAGCUUGUCAAGAACAAUUACAAGGUGUUCGCCACGUGCCGUUCUCCGUCGUCGGCCGCCCAGCUGGCGGAGGUGCUCAGCUCCCUGCAGCAGCCCCCAGCCACGCCGCUGGACGUCACCGACGAGGCGACCAUCCAGCAGGCGUACAGCACGGUCCGCGCCGCCACCGGCCGCGUCGACCUACUCAUUAACAACGCAGGCAUCGCCACCCGGGGGCAUCCGGUCGAGCCGUGCCUGACGGCCGACGUGGCGGAAAUGAACCGGCUGUUCGCCACCAACGUCUCGGGCGUGGUGCGCACCACGCAGGUGUUCCUGCCGCUGCUGCGGGCCAGCCCGCGGCCGCGCGUGAUCAACAUCUCGUCUGGCCUCGGCUCGCUCGCCCAGUGCAGCAAGCCGUCGCCCGGUAUGCGCAACGGCCAGGUGAUCUCGUACCGGGCGUCCAAGGCCGCCCUCAACAUGGCCACAGUUGUGAUGUGUCAGGAGAUGCCGGAGGUGCAGUUCCUGCUGGUGCACCCAGGCUGGGUGGCCACCGAUAUGGGCUCGGCGGGAGGUCGGUCGCCGGACGUGUCGCCCGCGGAGAGCGCCGCCGGCAUCGUCCGCGUCGCCGGCGACGACCAGCGGCACUCCGGCGAGUUCAUCGACUGGAAGGGCCAAACCAUACCGUGGUAGCGCUCUGGCCGCUGCCCGGCGCCGGCGGACCGUCCGGAAGGCACCGGUCCUCCUGUCCCAGCUGGGCACGCGGCGCCGGACCAGCCGCGACCGCCGAGUGAAAAUGUCAGAUGUGGAUUCGACCGCGUGCUCUGUGCACAUUUAGUGGGGUUAAUUCUGUGGAUACGCGUGAUGCCCAAACAGCUGUGUGCUCUAAAAGGGUUGCUGGGGGCUGCGGGGAUGCAGCUGGCAAAUCUGGAUUUGCGGGAUCUUGCAGGCUGCAGCUUGCACUGGACCGCAAAACAAAUAAUGUGAUACAAAAGUUGAUCUUGCAAUUGCUUGUGCUCUGGUAAUAUAUGCAUGGGUAUUGGGCUACAUUCGUCGUGACGACGCUUAACCCCAUAAUAUUUACCGUUAUUUUGGUGAUUUAGUUAUAAUCUGAUGACAGGGAGCACCGGCCGCCAGAGUCGUGUUGUAAAAUGUGUUCGAGCUGUGCUUGGAACGUUUUGACUCGCCGCUGGUUAGAGAUCGUUUGAGUGAAUGCACUGGGAUGCUAAUAAGCGGAAUUCUAAAUGUUUUUUACGAGUAAUGCGUUACUCACGUGCGUCCGUUGUUAUUAUUCUAUGUGGCCGUGCGGUAUGGUUAUACGAUGAACUCCACAUGAUGGUAUGAUCGUCUAUCGGAUCCGGGUGAGGCCUGGAGCCAGUGAAUAUCAGGUACGCAGCGUCUCGCCACUGUCAUGAUUCUGCCGUGAGUUCAGCGUUUGCACCUCCCUGUUUUGCGGAGCUCGCGCAUGAUGGCGUCGGCUAACUAAGAGUGUGAGCGCUUGCGGGAGGCCGGUGCGCGACAGGUGUGCAUUUACACCGAGGCAUGUCUGUAGACGCACGACACUGUCCGCACUAGUCUCGAAGGCCACCGUUCUGCCUGUCAUCUGUCCAGGGCUUCAGUGCUGCUGUCUUUUCUUGUCUCAAAUGCCGCGCAGUCCCCUUAAAG